UCAAGGGUACCAGUGUGAAUCGUUCAUUGUCAUCUUUGCAUUGAGGGUCACUUGAAUUACGUUUAAUAUUUUGAAAGCUGCAUGUUCAAGCAAUAAAUAGCAUGACAGAAACUUCUGAAAUUCAUUCUCUUACUUUUCUUGUUUGGUUUGACAUCCUAUAUUUUAAUAAAUUAUAAUUUACUUUUAGUGUUGAAAAAUGUUAUCAAAUAAAUCCACGAUUUUUUGUGUUCAGUAAAAUACAAUAAGUCCUAAAUUACCUCGUCUUUUCUUAUUUACAGAUACACUAUGUUAGGGAGUCAGGAACUGGUUGGGUUGACCGCUACAGCUGUAGUCGGAUACUACGUUUACUCCAGAAUAAUGAGGAAAAAGAGGAAGGAGAUAAACGAGGUUCUGUUCUUCCCAGAUCACACGAUAGAUACCUUCGAUAAACAACAGAUCGGAGACAAAAUAUUCAAGACGAUUACUGAUCUGAGUCUAGAUGAAGAAUCAAGCUUGGCUCGUCUACUAAGUCAUAUUAGAUCGGCAGAAAGGAGUAUUGAUCUCUGUUUAAUGAUAUUUACCUGCAGAGAGUUUGCAAGGGAGAUAUUAGAGUGCAGGAAACGUGGUUGUAAAGUUCGUUUGAUCCUUGACUACAGUAAUAUUGGAAACUCAGGGUGCCAGUUGAGAAACAUGCGCGAGGGAGGAGUCUUUGUGCGUGGUAAGAAGCAACCCUUCCUGAUGCACCACAAGUUCUGUAUCGUAGACUCCGAUCUCCUGAUCAACGGGUCCUUCAACUGGACCGGGACUGCUGUGAUGGGGAACAACGAGAACGUUGUCAUCUCCAACAACACCAAGGUCGUCUCCUGUUUCGUCAAGGAGUUUGAAAAACUUUGGAGCAAACAUGCUCCGUGAUCAAGUUUAUUAUGUUUUCUGACAUUUUUUUCAUCUGUUAAAAAGACUGACUGAAACUUAAUUGGAAUUAUCAUCCAAUUCAUGUAUGUUUGAAAUUUGAAGAUAUUAAUUUUUCAGA
Molecule: messenger RNA, 1009 nt
Organism: Eurytemora carolleeae
Lineage: Eukaryota; Metazoa; Arthropoda; Copepoda; Calanoida; Temoridae
Product: mitochondrial cardiolipin hydrolase
Exons: 6
Coding region: 286-891 (201 amino acids)
Biological process (GO): piRNA processing
Cellular component (GO): mitochondrion
Molecular function (GO): RNA endonuclease activity producing 5'-phosphomonoesters, hydrolytic mechanism
Source: RefSeq, a predicted model, not a curated record